AUGGGCAUCGUCGACUUCGUCGUGCUUGCAGGCAUUCUGACAGUCUCCCUCGGGGUAUCACUGCUUAUCACAGUGCCUUUGACGGGUGCACUGGUUCGCUUGCGAGCAAACUACAACCCGCGCGGAUUGCAGCUCGAUGCAGAGGGCAACAUAGAGCCUCAUACAGGCCCUGUGGUGACAUCCUUCAUCGGUAUGCUGAGGCGUGUUAAGCGUAUUGAGGGCUGGGCAGGUCUUUAUAAAGGGCUGAUGCCGACGUUGUUGUUCAGCCUCGUGCUGACUAUCUUCGCCGUCACUGUUCUGGACGCGAAUUCGCCCAGCCGCGCUGGCAGGGUUGAUCCACCCACCGCCGGUGUGCUUGGAACGCUGAUGUACAGCCUUUUGUCGAUGCUGGUGUCUCUGCCAUCGGCCAUCAUAACAUACCGGUCGAUCACGACUCCCUACAAGUUGCCGUACUUCCGCCCACUCUAUUCCCUCAGAAUUCUUCUCACUCCGACGGAACGCAAGCGACCUUGGGUGCUCUACUCCACACCUGGUCUGCUGACGGCAGAAAUGCUCCACGUCGCCUACACAGCGCUCCUCCUGUCUGGCCUUCGUUCGCUCCUAUUACCACGACCUAGCUCAGAGGACAACACAUUCAGCACCUUCAGGUUCGGCUUCUAUCUUCUAGCGGAGAUCCUGAGCACGGCCAUCAUUUGCCCGCUGGAGGUCAUCAUCACAAAACUCGCGAUCCAGCGUAAUCAUGCUGCGCCUGAAUACAAUUCUGUGGAGCAGGAAGUCGAAGACGACGGUCUUGACGGCGAAGAAUACACAGAGUACGCCGGCACCGAGGAAGAUGUCAUUGGCCUACGCCACGAGAAGGACCCGUACCUUGGCUUUGUCGAUUGCGCCAAGCGGAUCAUUGAAGAAGAAGGCUGGACCGCGCUCUACAGAGCGUGGUGGAUUACGAUGUUGGGUGGAAUCGCAGGUGCGCUACCCACAGCAAUGGCCUAA
Rhodofomes roseus is the source of this 990-nucleotide messenger RNA. RefSeq names its product mitochondrial carrier. Lineage: Eukaryota; Fungi; Basidiomycota; Agaricomycetes; Polyporales; Fomitopsidaceae. The record is from RefSeq and is a predicted model, not a curated record. Bases 1 to 990 code for a protein of 329 amino acids. Gene Ontology annotation, biological process: transmembrane transport; nucleotide transport. The transcript is spliced from 6 exons.